This is a messenger RNA of Aureobasidium subglaciale EXF-2481, 720 nucleotides long. RefSeq lists its product as uncharacterized. The coding region runs from base 1 to 720 and encodes 239 amino acids. The record is from RefSeq and is a predicted model, not a curated record. Lineage: Eukaryota; Fungi; Ascomycota; Dothideomycetes; Dothideales; Saccotheciaceae. Gene Ontology annotation, biological process: U4 snRNA 3'-end processing; poly(A)-dependent snoRNA 3'-end processing; nuclear mRNA surveillance. Gene Ontology annotation, cellular component: nucleolus; cytoplasmic exosome (RNase complex); nuclear exosome (RNase complex). The transcript is spliced from 3 exons.
AUGACGGUUCUUCAAGCAGACGUGUCGAUUCUUCACAGAGCAGAUGGCUCGGCGCGAUACUCGGCGGCAGGAUACACAGUUGUGGCGGCUGUGAAUGGGCCCAUUGAAGUCACACGCCGUGAUGAGCUUCCACAGCAUGCUGCUCUUGAAGUCAACGUGCGGCCUGCUGUCGGUGUAGGCAGUCCGAAAGAACGCCAUCUUGAAUCGCUCAUCCACUCGACACUGCGCGACAUAGUCUUGACACACAUGCACCCGCGCACCCUGAUCCAAUUGACUCUCCAAAUCGUCAACACCCCCGAGCAAGAAAACACCCUCCCCGCCUCUUUCGCGCUCUCCCCUCUCCCAGCUCUCCUCAACGCAUCCCUCCUCGCCCUACUCAGCGGUAGCAUUCCCCUAACCACAACCCUCACCUCCACCCUCGUCGCCAUCACCCCUUCCGGCAGCCUCACCCUAAAUCCCACGCCAAAAAUCCUCCUCACAGCCACCUCCUCCCACGUCUUUGCCUUUUCCUCCACCGGCUCUCUACUCCUCGACCUCAGCGAAGGCGACUUCAACCUCUCCACCUGGGAAAAAGCCCACGAUACCGCAAAAGCAGAAUGUUGCAAAGACCAAGUGUCGGAAGAUGUGAUGGAAGAGGGUAAACCCAGCUUACAGACUUUUGUGGAGAGAGUGGUGGAGACGAGGGUGGACAAGGAAAGAGCUUGGAAGAAUAAUGACUAG